Messenger RNA from Chrysochloris asiatica (Cape golden mole), 1923 nucleotides. RefSeq names its product EPS8-like 3 (gene EPS8L3). Gene Ontology annotation, cellular component: ruffle membrane; plasma membrane; vesicle. Gene Ontology annotation, molecular function: actin binding. Gene Ontology annotation, biological process: regulation of Rho protein signal transduction; Rho protein signal transduction; positive regulation of ruffle assembly. NCBI's taxonomy places the organism in Eukaryota, Metazoa, Chordata, Mammalia, Afrosoricida, Chrysochloridae. The coding region runs from base 1 to 1923 and encodes 640 amino acids. The record is from RefSeq and is a predicted model, not a curated record. The transcript has 19 exons.
AUGUCCCGGCCCAACAGCAGAGCCAUUUACUUGCACCGGAAGGAGUACUCCCAAAGCCUCGCUUCAGAGCCCAGCUUCCUGCAGCACAGGGUGGAGCACCUGAUGACAUGUAAGCUGGGGACUCACAAGGUCCGGGAGCCUAAGGAUGCCUUGCAGAAGCUUCAGGAGAUGGAUGCGCAGGGCCGGGUGUGGAGCCAGGACUUGCUCCUGCAGGUCAAAGAUGGCUGGCUCCAGCUGCUGGACAUCGAGACAAAGGAGGAGCUGGACUCUUAUCGUGUGGACAGCAUCCAGACCAUGGAUGUGGCACUCAACACCUGCUCCUACAACUCCGUCCUGUCCAUCACAGUGCAGGAUUCAGGCUUACCAAGUACCAGCAUUCUGCUCUUUCAGUGCCAGGAAGUGAGGGCAGAGCUCCUGAAGACCAGCCUUCAGAAGGCCUUAGAGGAAGAGCUAGAACAAAGACCUCGAUUUGGAGCCAUUCGCCCAAGCCAGAACAGAUGGAGGGGGUCUCCUCUAGAAAGACCACUCCCUCUAGACCGGGAACCCCCUCUGGACCCAGCUCCAGAGGACCCCCACAGGAAGACACCAGAGCACAGUAUGCCACCAUCCCCAAGGCCCCUGUCUCAUCACUCCAGUGCCCGAGAACCAAGAGCUCACACUCUACCUCCUCCAAGGAGGUCCCCAUCUCCCGAGGACUCAGAGAGGGAUGAGGAGAUACUGAGACACAUCCUAAGGGACAUUGAGCUGUUUGUGGAAAAACUGAAGACAACCCAGAAAAAGACCAGCAGUAAAAAGAAGAGACUGGGGAAGAAAAAGAACAAGGAUCAGAAGGGGCUGACACAGGCAGAGUACAUCGACUGCUUCCAGAAGAUCAAGUACAGCCUCAUCCUCCUGGGGAAGCUGAGCAGCCAGUUGCAGGAGCCAAGCGCCCCAGAGUUCAUGCAUAUCAUCUUUCAAACUCUGGAAUCUAUUCUGACCUACUGCCCUGAGUCUGGUCUAGCAGCCCAAGUGAACUCACCGCUCCUCACCCCCAAAACUAUAAACAUGCUGAAGUCCUGUCUGAGCGCCUCUGAGAGUGACCUCUGGCAGAGUCUGGGCAAGGCCUGGACCACCAGCUGGGCUGAAUGGACAGACAAGGAGCCCCCACCCUACACACCCACAUUCUCUGAUGGUUGGCAGCCUCCAGAGCCCUCCUUCAACCAGGCACCCCUAGGAUACAAUGACUCCUUCAGGUUAGGGAAUGUCUCAUACUUUGCUCAGGAGGAGACAUACAACCAUGAUUCUCAGCCCAGGAACCCCAACCUCCUCCUGUUCUUUAGCUCUAGACCUGCCAAGCCAGCCCUGAAAAUGCAAGUCCUAUUUGAGUUUGACUCUAGGAACCCACAGGAACUGUCUGUGGUCCAGGGGCAGGUGUUGGAGAUUCUGGACCAGAGCAAGCGGUGGUGGCUUGUGAAGAAUGAGAAGGGACAGAGUGGCUACAUUCCCAGCAACAUUCUGGAGCCUCUACAAUCAGGGAGCCAGGGCCUGUCAUCCCCUCGGGCUCCAAUGCUUCGACUCAGCUCAAAGCCUGAGGAGGUCACCGCCUGGUUGCAGGGAGAGAACUUCUCCAGUUUCACAGUGAAGACCCUUGGGUCCCUAAUGGGAAGCCAGCUGCUUCACAUGAGACCUGGGGAGCUACAAAUGCUGUGUCCAGAAGAGGCCCCCCGGGUCCUGGCACGACUGGAAGCUGUCAAGAGGAUGCUAGGGGUGGCCACACCCCCGAAUGCCUGCAAGUACCAGUCGCGCAGGCGCGUGGCCCUCGAGAUGCGCGUGAAGGGAGGGGACGCGAGCGAGGGGCAGAGUCAAGACAAACACGUUGGUCCCGCCUACUGUGCCGGAUAUAAAAUUCCCUCACCUGAGCGUGGUGUAAAUUCAGCCAGCUGA